Molecule: messenger RNA, 1359 nt
Organism: Strongyloides ratti
Lineage: Eukaryota; Metazoa; Nematoda; Chromadorea; Rhabditida; Strongyloididae
Product: Tubulin alpha-4 chain
Exons: 2
Coding region: 1-1359 (452 amino acids)
Biological process (GO): mitotic cell cycle; microtubule cytoskeleton organization
Cellular component (GO): cytoplasm; microtubule
Molecular function (GO): structural constituent of cytoskeleton; GTP binding
Source: RefSeq, a predicted model, not a curated record
AUGUCUAAUUCAAAGUCUAGAGAAGUUAUUUCAAUUCAUAUAGGACAAGCUGGAGUUCAAAUUGGUAAUGCAUGUUGGGAAUUGUAUUGUUUAGAACAUGGAAUCACUCCUGAUGGAAUGAUGGAUGUAGAUAUUUCUUAUGGUAUUGAGGAUGAUUCAUUUAAUACAUUUUUUUCUGAAACAUCAACAGGAAAACAUAUUCCUAGAUGUGUUAUGGUAGAUCUUGAACCAACCCCUUUAGAUGAAGUAAGAACAGGUGCCUAUCGUCAUUUAUUUCAUCCUGAACAAUUAUUAUCAGGAAAAGAAGAUGCAGCUAAUAAUUAUGCUAGAGGUCAUUAUACUAAUGGAAGAGAAAUUAUUGAUGUUUGUAUGGAUAGAAUUAGGAGGUUAACAGAAAAUUCUAAAGGAUUACAAGGAUUUUUAAUUUUUCAUUCUUUUGGAGGUGGAACUGGUUCUGGGUUUACGGCGCUUCUUAUGGAAAGAUUAAGUAUAGAUUAUGGUAAAAAGUCAAAAUUGGCGUUUUGUGUUUAUCCUGCUCCACAAGUUUCAACAGCAAUGGUAGAACCAUAUAAUUCUAUAUUAACAACUCAUACAACUCUUGAACAUUCUGAUUGUAGUUUUAUGGUUGAUAAUGAAGCCAUAUAUGAGAUAUGCCAUAAUAAAUUAGACCUCCCAAGACCAACAUAUACAAAUCUCAAUAGAAUUAUAGCACAAGUCAUUUCAUCAAUAACAGCUUCACUUCGUUUUGAUGGUGCAUUAAAUGUUGAUUUAACAGAAUUUCAAACAAAUCUUGUUCCAUAUCCUCGUAUUCAUUUUCCAUUAAUUACAUAUGCACCUAUCUCUUCUGCCGAAAAGGCAUUUCAUGAAGAUUUUACUGUUCAUGAAAUUUCAAAACAAUGUUUUGAACCUGGAAAUCAACUUGUUAAAUGUGAUCCAACUCAUGGUAAAUAUAUGGCAUGUUGUAUGCUUUUUAGGGGUGAUGUUGUACCUAAAGAUGUUAAUAAUGCUAUAGCUAAAAUUAAAAGUAAUAAAAAUAUUCAAUUUGUUGACUGGUGUCCAACAGGAUUUAAAGUUGGUAUUAAUUAUCAACCACCAACAGUUGUUCCUGGAGGAGAUUUAGCUAAACUUCAAAGAGCUGUUUGUAUGUUAAGUAAUACAACAGCUAUUGCUGAAGCCUGGGCUAGAUUAGAUUAUAAAUUUGAUCUUAUGUAUGCUAAAAGAGCUUUUGUUCAUUGGUUUGUUGGUGAAGGAAUGGAAGAAGGAGAAUUUACAGAAGCAAGAGAAGAUUUAGGUGCAUUAGAAAGAGAUUAUCAAGAAGUGGCUAUUGAUAGUAAUGAAGGAGAAGAUGAUGAAUACUAA